GCGGUUGGUGGACCUGCUCCCGAGUUAGUCAGUUGACCAAUUCGCCUCGUCCCUGCACUUCAGAAAUGGACGCUCAGUCUCACAAGUCCGACCCCGAGGAAAAAACGGCCCCAGCUGAGCAAGAUGCUACGGAAGCUCCAGGACCACCAGCCGGUGCCAAAAGCAGGUCUCCUGAUUCGGCAGAGGACACAGCCGACAGUCAGGCUACCACCGCCGCCCGCGCGGCUGCGGCUAGUCCAGGCGCGCCGCGACUCUCCAGACCAGCGUUAGUGCUGGCCCUCGCCAGACGGAACCGUGUACGUAGACGCCGCGCUGCCAUCCGCCGGGGGCUGCUUGUCGCCAUCCAGCAGCUGGUCCAGAAUGACCGCCAGUUCCUGGAGCUGGAGCAGCGCAUUGUGGCUGCCAUCGAGGGAAUGGUGGCCCUGCAGGAGGCCGGCCUGGCGAGUCGGGACCGCCUCGCAGACGCACUGAUCGAGGCCAUCGCUCGUAGACGUCCGUGAUAGGUACAGAGUACCGAGAAGCGACAUGGGUAUAGAUCCGAGCGUCGGACCUGUUAUUCCUUUGUUUUAUGCUCGAGCCGAGGCAUUGGCUCUUCUAAUCUAACGUACUCGGGAUGGUUAUGAUUUUAUUUUUGAAUAAAACCAGCGUCCUGCUUGUUCGCA
Molecule: messenger RNA, 662 nt
Organism: Amphibalanus amphitrite
Lineage: Eukaryota; Metazoa; Arthropoda; Thecostraca; Balanomorpha; Balanidae
Exons: 3
Coding region: 66-500 (144 amino acids)
Source: RefSeq, a predicted model, not a curated record